CAUUGACUUUCUCUCUCUCCAAACAGCAAAUAUUGAAUUACAAACGACAAUCACAUUUUAAAGAAAUGAGUUGUGUACUUAAGAUGUUAGAGUGACGAUCGGAAAGGACUUGCUUUCAAGCGUAAACAAAAUCUCAGGAAAAAAGGCACCACAGGAAACAGGAUCAGUCUCUGACCACACCUACUGCCAGCCAUGUGCGAACGAUGGCAAGAACAUCCCUCCGGAUGCCUUCUGUACGGUCUGCAUGGAGUUCCUUUGUUUCAACUGUGCCCGAGUACACAGGAACAUGAAGCUUACAAAAGGCCACGCUCUCCAGGACAAGAGUAACAUGCCUUCUUCAUUUCAAGUAGAGAGUGAGAAUGACCAUUUUACAGAAACAUGUCAGUGCCAUACCAAAGAGCUCAUAAAAUACUACUGUCCCAAUGAGGCACUUCUUUGUGGAGACUGCUUGGCAGAGAAAGUACACAGCUCAUGCACUAUUGAAAGGAUUUCUCAAGUUGCAAACGAUACAAGGAGGGCGCAGAAUACACCAGUCUGAAGGCAGGACUAGUCCUGAUGACCAUUGAUAUCGACAGCCUUUCGCACGACAUACAGGCGAGAAUGAAAUUUGUCGAUGAAGAAAGGCUGACCAAUAUAAAUGAACUUCGAAAGUUCAGGAAUGAAAUCAACCAAUACCUGGAUAAAAGGGAAAAAGAGUUACUUGAAGAAAUUGAGCAGAAGAAACUUAAGUCACAAAACCUGUUAAUAGAACUGAACUCAAAUUGCCAAGACAUAAAAGCUGCCACUGAGAAGCUCAAGGCCGAAUUACAAGCCCAGGAGGUCAACAACAACCAGCUGUUCAUAUCUGGAACAAGAGCGAUCAAGGAGUUAGUCGAUCUACAGUCAGCCCUUGGGGACAUCAGGGGAAAAAAUAGGGUUCCAUACUUCAAGUUCAGCAGAGACCCCGCCACAGAACAGAUGCUGGCCUCAUGCACAGCAAUUGGCAGAGUGGACCAGGAAGCGUCAGAAUUGGCAGACCAGCAGAAACAACUUCAGGGGCCAGGUUAGUAACACAAAGCAUUUAAAUCACAAAUAAGUUCUUUGGGAUAUGUACAUGUAACAACACUUCAACAACAUUAGUAGCUGCUGCCUGACCAGUCUUGCCACCUUCCCGGGGACAUGAUCCUACAGGCUAAUUGCCACAAUCGCUCAGUGAAGUUGGUUGACAUCCAGAACAAUAAGGCGGUGUCCAAAGUUGAACUGCCAGGUCUGCCAUGGGACCUUUGCCUCCUGCCCGGGGACAGGGCAGCCAUCACGCUGCCUGGACGUCGGAUUAUACAGUUUGUAUCCACAAAGGGAAAAGUCACACUACAGGAUGUUGUUCAAGUAGAUGUAGAAUGUCGUGAAUAUGAUGACAACUUGAUAGUGUAAUUCUACUCAUGUUAGGUUGAUGGACAUGAAUGGAAAGGUGUAAAACAGUGUGGACGAAGACCGCAGUGGAAAACGUUUGUUUCAGGAUCCCUGGUGUCUGCAAGUAACUGACAACUUCUGUACAUGCCAGGGGCAGUGGUACAGUGCGAAUGGUCAUAGAAAGGAUUUCAUAACCAUCACAACAGAAGUGACCUGGUUCGCACGGGAAUCGAACCCGGGUUGUCCGAUUCAGAGUCCAAAGCUCUACCGAUUGAGCUAACCGGGCGGACAGUGACCAGAGAGAGCCACACUCUGGCCAUAUACAUCUCAGACUGGGACUACAGCAACACAACCAAAUUGAGAAUCCCACUAAGGUGCUCAAGACCUUCCAGGACCCGAUGCUGAGAUAUACAUAUGGCACGACACUUGCGGGGGACUACUAGCUGCUGGUGUGCGGAGGGGGCAUUUAAAACAUCCUGUUGGACACGCCGACCAGCAAGAUAACCCAACUGCUUGAGAAGAAAGAGGGGAUAGAGGAUAUUGGGAGUUAUAAGUAAAAAUGCAAACUUGCCCUAAAACUUUAUUUUGACGCCGACGCCGGGACGAGUUUUAAAGCCUCUGUAUUCUUCGACAAGGCAAGCUACACUGACAAAGUUAGGAACUGACUCAAGUUGUUUUAUGAAUACCGGCCCUAGCUUCUUGGCUUAUCUCCAGUGUAUUAUCCAUUUAUGCAUUGGAUAUAUAUGUUUAUAUAAAAUAUGUCUUUUUUCUCCAUCUAAAUCACAUAUUUUAACAAUCUGAACAAUAGCAUGUGUGUAGUGUAAAAUGUGAAAUGAACAACAAAACGUUCUAUUUUUUCAUUUUUAUAAAACUGUAAAUAGUUCACAUUUAACAGUACUCAAGUUUCUAUGCUACUUUUAAACGUUAUUGUUAUGCAAUGGCUAUGGUAAACAAAGGGUUGCUCAUUAGACUCGACUAAAUAUCAUUCAAUAUAUU
Messenger RNA from Mya arenaria, 2385 nucleotides. RefSeq lists its product as uncharacterized. The transcript has 2 exons. The coding region runs from base 556 to 1047 and encodes 163 amino acids. Lineage: Eukaryota; Metazoa; Mollusca; Bivalvia; Myida; Myidae. The record is from RefSeq and is a predicted model, not a curated record.